Messenger RNA from Dunckerocampus dactyliophorus (ringed pipefish), 1582 nucleotides. Its product is annotated as type I phosphatidylinositol 4,5-bisphosphate 4-phosphatase-A-like. Gene Ontology annotation, biological process: phosphatidylinositol dephosphorylation. Lineage: Eukaryota; Metazoa; Chordata; Actinopteri; Syngnathiformes; Syngnathidae. The record is from RefSeq and is a predicted model, not a curated record. The transcript has 7 exons. Bases 169 to 894 code for a protein of 241 amino acids. Gene Ontology annotation, molecular function: phosphatidylinositol-4,5-bisphosphate 4-phosphatase activity. Gene Ontology annotation, cellular component: plasma membrane; lysosomal membrane; late endosome membrane.
UGUGACUCAUGUUUACCUUCUUUCACUUCCGUCUUCCGUCUCCUCGCCUCAUGUGAAUGAGAGGCUGACAUUUGGCCCACAAGCUUCCAGUAACGAGUCUCUCACCUCAUCGCCGCCCUGAGGCAUCUUUCUGUGGGCCAUUGAACCGCUGAAGGCCCGCUGGCAGUGAUGGCGGCCGGGGAACGCUCGCCCCUUCUGUCCGAGCACUUCGACGGGACAAACGCUUUGGCGCCCUAUGCGAGUUCGGUGUUGCUGGAUGAGCCCCCGCCCCCCUACUCUCCUCAGGGCGUUCCUCUCAUCAGCUGCCGCGUUUGUCAGGGGGCCAUUUCUGUGGAAGGCAAGACGCACCAGCAUGUUGUCAAGUGCAGUAUCUGCAACGAAGCAACACCUAUCAAGAACCCCCCCGCUGGGAAGAAGUAUGUUCGCUGUCCAUGCAACUGUCUGCUUGUCUGCAAAGUCACGUCUCAGAGGAUUGCGUGUCCACGACCUUACUGUAAACGAGUCAUCAACCUGGGCCCAGUUCACAUAGACAGGGAUAGUCCUGAACCGCAGCACCAGCCUGUCGGCAUCCGAGUCAUCUGCGGGCACUGCUCCAGUCCAUUCCUGUGGACAGAAUUUUCAGACCGGACUUUGUCCAGAUGUCCGCACUGCCGGAAAGUCUCCUCCGUUGGUUGGCGGUACCCUAGGAGGAGAAGCCUGCUGUGCCUCCUGGUCUUUGUUGUGGUCGCUGCCGCCACUGCCGGACUGAUGGUCGGAACGUGGCAGCCUGCUCGGGACUCCAGAGGGAUCUAUGCCACUUGGGUUCUGCUCAUCCUCAUCGCCGUGUUCGCCCUUGCCAGGACCAUCUACUGGAGGUGUCUGAAAAUUAGCCUGCCCGUUUCCAACAUGACUUAGGAGCACAGAUCAACUUUUUAAAUGUGUUUAUAUAUUAAUAUUCAAUGUGAGUUGUUGGACACAAAUCCAAUGUGACCUAGGUGAUGAUCCUUUUCAAACAAAAGAGCACAAAGAUAGAGUUUGUAAAUUAAAGAUUUUAAAACCAAUCCAGUGUAAGUCUAUACUGUAUAUGCGAGGUUGUCUGAACAAAACAUCCACAUCUUAGCUUUGUGUUAUAAAUGACAAAACAAAUUACUGUAAUAGCUAAUAAUAGUUCUCAUUAUUUUUGGACACCUGGUUUAUAAAGUGAUUGCUGCCCUCUUGUGACUGAAACAUGUUUGUACUACUAGUGUUUAUUUGUACAUUGUCAAAUGAAAUAAUACUUUGAACACAAACGAGUGUCAUUGGCAAUAUUUGGACAUGUCUGUUACCAGGCUGAUGUUUUCAGCCUUUUAGGAUCUUCAUGUGACGUCCUGUGAUUUACUCUAAAAAUGUCAUGACAGCAAACCCUCGACUAAUUUAUAAAGGCAGUUUCUGUAAAAAAAAAAAAACAAAAAAAACUUAAAGGAUGCCUGAAUCCUUAAAUUCUGUUCAGAAAAAUGUGAAUUGUUGGAAUGUGGAAAAUGGUUAGUGCGAAUUUCCUGAAUGAGCUGAAUGUUGUUGGAAUUUUGGAGAAAUUUGUAAGAGUAAAAUGUUCAUAAGUUGUCCU